CCCCCACCCCCUCCGCCGACACGGCCCGGUCCGACAGCCCCAGGCUGGGGUACCUCGCGCGGGACGUCCUGUCGCUCUCCCCCAGCCCGUCCCGAGGCUCCCCCGUGCAGCCCCAGACCCUGAUGAACAUCCCAUGCCCCCCCACCCCCCCGGCAGCCUCUCGCCCGCCAUUCCCGCCAGGCUGUUUCGGGCGGCGCCGCACCCCGACGACCCCAACCCGUCCCCCGUCAGGGACCCGCGGCAGCGGCGGACGGAGCUCAUGCCGGCCCACAGCCCCACCCUCCACCGCCACCAGCCCCCUCAGUACACGGGGGGCCGCCGGUCGCCCAGCCCGGACCGCCGGAGCGAGCCCAGGUUCGAGAGGGGGGCGCGGGACAGCCCCGAGCCGGCCCGCCGGUUCUACAUGGGGCAGUACGACGGGGACCCCGCGGCCGAGGCGCCCCUCAGCUGGACGUCCAGGCAGCAGUGGGGGGGCCUGCCGGCCGCGGGGGGGGACAGCCCGAAGGCCGGUCGCCGGGCCGACCGCCACGUGGGCGGAGCCUCGCCGGCGACGCUGUCGAAGCGGGCGGAGCAGCAGAGGAGGGAGGUGGCCUUGCUGGGGCCCGUGGCGCUGGAGCUCCAGCAGGGGGCGGCGGAGAGCGCGGCGCUGAAGGCGGAGGUGUACCCCGAGGGGGACCAGAGCGGGGCGCUGGGCUCCUCCCACAGCUCCAGCGGCGUGACGGGCAGCCUGACGGACGGGAGCCAGAUGGACAGGGACUGCAUCUCCCCGGAGUCCAGCCAGUCCAGCCAGAAGAGCAGCGACACGGGAGCGGCUACAUCGGGAAUACAGUCUGACAGUGGCUCCUCAGUGGGGCCUUCCCUGCACUCCCAGAGGAUCGCCCGCGCCAAGUGGGAGUUUCUGUUCGGGACGCCGUCGGAAGACAGCUCCACCUCAGGCACUAAAGAUUUCCCAGACGCCUCCACAGCGCCCCCUAGCGGCACCUCCAGCGAGUCGCCGACCCCGACGCCGCCCAGCUCCCUGCCCCUGGAGCCCCUGGAUGGCCCGGAGCAGGAGCGGGGCCGGCGGGGGGCGGAGGGGCGGAGCCUGGCCAGCCACGACGUGCAGCACGUGGAGGUGGAGCUCACGACCCCGCCCCCGGCGGCGGCGGCGGGCGCGGGGGCGUCGCCCAGGACGGGCAUCAUCCGGCGCACGCUCAAGUACUCUGAGACGGACCUGGACGCCGUGCCGCUGCGCUGCUACCGCGAGACCGACAUCGACGAGGUGCUGGCCGAGCAGGAGGACGCCGACUCCGCCUUCGGCAGCAACCGCAGCGUCCUGGGCACCUCGGGCGCCGGCAGCAGCAGCCCCCUGGGGGGCGCGUUCUACGCCCGCACCGACGGCGAGGAGGACGAGGAGGAGGAUGAAGAGGAGGAGGAGCUGGGAGAGGAGGAGGAGGAGGAGGAAGAGGAGGAGGAGGAGGAGGUGGUGAGCUGGGCCAGCGUUAGGAUGCAGGGGGACAGGAAGAGGCAGCAUGCCCCCCAGGAGGAGGACGCGGUCUUCACCCUGCUGCUAAAGAGGCCUUUAGACAGCGUGUCGGACUGCCACGGGGGGCUCAAGUCCCCCAUCGUGGUGACCAGCCCCCGCAGGACGUCCGAGGACGGCCUGGACACCUUCAGCCGCCAUUUUGAGAGCAUAAUGGAGUCGCACCGGGCCAAGGGCACGUCCUACUGCAGCCUGGACAGCGAGGAGCUGCUGACGUCCAGCCAGCCCGUCUUCACCUUCGACCUGCCCACGCUGACGCCCGAGAUCCAGAGCCAGAUCUGCCAGAGCGCCCGGCAGAUCAUCGAGCUCAGCUUCGCCCCGCUGGCCUGCCACGAGCCCCCCAGCCUGUCCGGCUCCGCCCCCUCCGCCGCCGACCCCGCCCACAACCACAGCUGCAGCAGCUCCGACUGCACCCAGGCCCCGCCCAGCGAGGGCGUGAGCAGCGCCUCGGAGGACACGCCCCCUGGGGACGGGCCGACGGCCGGCCAGGAUCGCUGGAUGGACCCGUGCCCCGCCAGGGAGAGGCCCCCCCGUCCGGCCACCGACUCGGAGAUAGAGUCGGACAUCAGUGACCGGCUGGGCAGCACCGACACCCUCAGCAACGGCAACAAGGCCGACCUGGAGGCGGCCAGGCGGCUGGCCAAGAGGCUCUUCAACCGCGACGGCUUCAAGAAGUCGGACGUGGCCCGGCACCUGAGCAAGAACAACGACUUCAGCCGCAUGGUGGCGGAGGAGUACCUGCGGUUUUUCAACUUCUCUGGACUGACCCUGGAUCAGGCACUGAGGGCUUUCCUGAAGGAGUUUGCACUAAUGGGCGAGACGCAGGAGCGGGAGCGGGUGCUCUCCCACUUCUCCAGGAGGUACCUGCACUGCAACCCCAACGCCAUCCCGUCUGAAGACAGCGUUCACACCCUGACCUGUGCACUGAUGCUGCUCAACACUGAUCUGCACGGCCAUAACAUUGGCAAGAGGAUGUCCUGCAUGCAGUUCAUUGGGAACCUGGAAGGGCUCAAUAAUGGACAGGAUUUCCCCAAGGAGCUUCUCAAGGCACUGUACAACUCCAUCAAGAGUGAGAAGCUGCAGUGGACCAUCGAUGAGGAAGAGCUGCGCAAGUCCUUCUCGGAAUUGGCCGACGGCCGCACGGACUCCGCCUCCCACACCAUGAAGCGAAUCAGCAGCCGGGGAAACCCCAUCGUGGGCGUGGCCCAGCACCCCGGCACCGUCGUCUACAAGAGCGGCUUCCUGGUGCGCAAGGUCCACGCCGACUCUGACGGCAAGAAGACUCCCCGGGGGAAGAGAGGCUGGAAGACGUUCUACGCCAUACUGAAGGGCCUGAUCCUGUACCUGCAGAAGGGGGAGUACAGGCCGGAGAAGCAGCUCUCGGACGAGGACCUGAAGAACGCCGUGUCCAUCCACCACUCGCUGGCCAUGCGGGCGGCCGACUACAGCAAGAGGCCCAACGUCUUCUACCUGCGCACCGCCGACUGGAGGGUCUUCCUGUUCCAGGCCCCGAACGCGGAGCAGAUGCAGUCCUGGAUAACGCGGAUCAACACAGUGGCCGCCAUGUUCUCCGCCCCGCCCUUCCCGGCCGCCAUCGGGUCUCAGAAGAAGUUCAGCCGGCCGCUGCUCCCGGGCUCCACCACAAAACUCUCCCAGGAGGAGCAGGUCCAGUCCCACGAAACGCGUUUCCGCACCACCUCCUCGGACCUGACCGAGCUGCGCGCCAGUCCGCCCGACCGCAAGGUCAAAGGGCGCGAGGCGGAGGAGUGCCGCCAGCGGGAGGAGUACCUGGAGUUCGAGAAAACGCGCUAUGGGACGUACGCCAUGCUGCUGCGGGCCAAGGCGUGCGGGGAGGAGGAUCUGUCGGCGUUCGAGUCGCAGCUCUUCGAGGACAGCGGCCUGCAGAGGGCGCACUCGAGCCCCACGCUGCCGCAGGAGGCCGGCCAGGCCGGCAGCACCAGGCCCGGCAAGCGCCACGACACCCAGAGGCACAGCUACCGGCAGGCCGUCAAGCAGUGAGCCCCCCUCCCCAAAUCCCACCACCCCCCCCCCCACCCCGCCCACCGAGGGCUUCGUUCUGCUCCGGGGGUGUGCCGAGACAAAAGGGGGCGGGCUCGGCCA
This is a messenger RNA of Anguilla rostrata (American eel), 3643 nucleotides long. Its product is annotated as PH and SEC7 domain-containing protein 1-like. Gene Ontology annotation, biological process: regulation of ARF protein signal transduction. NCBI's taxonomy places the organism in Eukaryota, Metazoa, Chordata, Actinopteri, Anguilliformes, Anguillidae. The record is from RefSeq and is a predicted model, not a curated record. Gene Ontology annotation, molecular function: guanyl-nucleotide exchange factor activity; protein binding; phospholipid binding.